Molecule: messenger RNA, 1845 nt
Organism: Hermetia illucens (black soldier fly)
Lineage: Eukaryota; Metazoa; Arthropoda; Insecta; Diptera; Stratiomyidae
Product: probable cytochrome P450 6a13
Exons: 2
Coding region: 43-1557 (504 amino acids)
Molecular function (GO): heme binding; iron ion binding; oxidoreductase activity, acting on paired donors, with incorporation or reduction of molecular oxygen
Source: RefSeq, a predicted model, not a curated record
CGAAUCGAAUCUGAGGAAAGUAUACCGUCUUAAUAAAUAGCAAUGGAUUGUCUGUCGACAGUUUUGUGGCUAGUGAUUGGAUUCCUAUCGGCCAUUUUCUGGUUUUUUAAGAAGAGGUAUGCAUACUGGAAAGAUCGUGGUGUUGAAUAUGUUCAGCCCACGAUACCAUUUGGAAAUUUACCAUUUCGGAGGAAAGUGCAUAUCAAAGAAAUCAUUGGCAAUAUUUAUGAUAAAAAAAGUGGAAAAAACCCCUUCCUUGGAGCGUUCUUCUUUGCGACGCCUGUCGUUGUGCCCACGGAUUUAGAUUUCAUUAAAAGUGUUCUCAUAAAAGACUUUAACAGUUUUCACGGGCGUGGAAUUUACUUCAAUCAGACAAACGAUGCACUAUCGGCAAAUAUGUUGUCCCUGGAUGGAGAAAAGUGGAAAUCUUUGCGAGCCAAACUAUCACCAACAUUCACUUCUGGGAGAAUGAAAUUCAUGUUUCCGACAGUUGUCAAAGUUGCUGAUCGAUUCAAUGCUAGUCUAGCUGAUUUGUUAGAAGGAAGUGCGACAUUGGAGAUGAAGGACUUAUUGGCACGAUUUACAACUGAUGUGAUUGGAACCUGCGCCUUUGGUAUCGAAUGUAAUAGCAUGAAAACACCUAAUUCCGAAUUUCGUCGAUACGGUUCAAGAGCCCUCGAUGAUCCCCCCAAUUCUACGCUACUUCAACUACUCAGUUUUCAAUAUCCAAACAUAGCAAAAAAGUACUUUCAUAUGAGAGUAUUUAAAAAGGAUGUGAGUGAUUUCUUCAUGAAUACGGUACGUGAAACCAUCGCCUAUCGUGAAAAGAAUAAUGUGCGACGUAACGAUUUUAUGGACUUAUUAAUUCAGUUGAAAAAUGGAGGCUCUCUAAAAGAUGAGCAUUCAAAAACGCUUGGAAAACUAACUAUUGAAGAAGUUGCUGGCCAGGCUCUCUUAUUUUUCCUAGCCGGUUUCGAGACGUCGUCUACUACAAUGAUGUUCGCUUUGUAUGAACUGUCUUUGAAUCCUGAUAUUCAGGAGAAGGGUCGUCAAGAAAUAGAGGAGGUUCUGAAUAAGCACGAUGGGAAGAUAACUUACGAAAGUAUAAAAGAAAUGGUUUACAUAGACAAAAUUAUAAGCGAAACUUUACGGAAAUACCCGGCAGCACCGAUUUUAUUUCGCAAUUGCACCCAGGACUUCAAUGUUCCAAAUUCUGAUGUAAUCAUAGAAAAAGGCACACGCGUGGCAAUUUCAGCUUACUCGAUUCAUCAUGAUCCCGAAAUUUAUGAAAAUCCUGAAGUGUUUGAUCCUGAACGAUUUUCUCCAGAACAAGUUAAAAAUCGGCAUCCAGUAGCGUUCCUGGCCUUCGGUGAUGGACCAAGAAAUUGUGUUGGAUUAAGAUUCGGAAGAAUGCAGUCACGUAUUGGAUUGGUUAGCCUCUUGAAAAAUUAUCGCUUCAAACCAUGCGAAAAAACACCAACUUCAUUCGAAUAUGUGGAAGCAAAUCCCUUACUUUCAAUCAAACAAGGAAUGCAUUUGCUUGUUGAGAAGGUCUAGAUCGGAGAAUGCUGAAUUUCGUAUAAAAUUAAAACGUCGUUCGAAGAUAUAUAUGCUUGUAAAAAAUAACUGUUCUUGCACUUCACACUUCGUACACAAUUUUAAAGUUAGUUUACAAAAAUAAAUAAAAUAGUUUUGUUUGCUUAUCCAAGAACGCCGAUUUAUCCAAUUAUUUAGUCCAUUUUUGUUAUAUUUUCCAAACCCUUUGCUUUUACAAUAUUUCCUUUAGCGGACAAAUGCAAUGUGGCAGCGCUUUGCUACCAGAGGAAGUAUCCGUAUAUAUAUAUA